This is a messenger RNA of Phlebotomus papatasi, 1546 nucleotides long. Its product is annotated as translation initiation factor IF-2-like. The transcript is spliced from 2 exons. NCBI's taxonomy places the organism in Eukaryota, Metazoa, Arthropoda, Insecta, Diptera, Psychodidae. The record is from RefSeq and is a predicted model, not a curated record. The coding region runs from base 79 to 1401 and encodes 440 amino acids.
AAAUCACCCUCAGUCUCCUUUAUUGUGUGAUCACGAACGGACGAUCACAAAUCUCGGACAGAAACUUCUGUGUGUACCAUGAAGAUUUGGAUAGAUUUGAAGGUGCUGCUGAUGGCCAGUGUCUUGCUCACGACCCUCCAGGGAGUCGUGGCUAAGCGCUCUGGCCUCGGUAGACGGGCAAAGACCUCAAGUGGAAGAUCCUAUUCAGGUCGAUCGAACCAACAACAUCACUAUGCACCUCAACCUGCCCCUAAACCCGCUGCUCCACCAAAAUCCAGCGUUGUAGCACCACCUAAAAGUGCAUCCAAUGUUGCAGCAUCAGCUCCCAAACCUGCGGCUCCGGCUACCAAUCAACAGCCGAUCGGGUGGAACGUGGGAAAUGGGAAACACAAUCCUAGUGCUCCUGUCGGACCACCACCUCCCUAUCCAGGAGCCAGUCAUUAUCAUCCAGGAAUUGGAGCAGCUCCACCAGCAUAUUCACCCAGAAAUGCCCAUCCACCGCCUUACUCCUCACUGAAUCACAACAGCUAUCAACAAGGCCAUUCUCCUUACCAGCAGCAUCAUGCACCACAAAUGUCUCAUGCUGCGGAUUCAUCCAGGUUUUAUGGACUAGGUCCUACGAAUUUCGGUCAAUCGAAUCCACACAAUCCCUACAUGUCUUCUGGCUAUGGCGGAUUUAGUGGUUAUGGGGGAUCUCCUCAUGCCAUGGGAGGGCAUGGAUAUUACCCUGGUGCUGGGGCUGGUGGCUUUGGCGGAGGCAUGGGAAUGGGAGGUGCUCCAAUGAUGAUGGGAGGAGGAAUGUACGGCUAUCAGAAGCCCAAGUCAUCCCUGUUUAGUUUGUCCAACAUCCUGACUGGAGUAGCACUUUACGGGACAGUAAGAAGCUUAAGUGGCGGUGGCUGGGGAGGUGGAGGAUAUGGCAGUAAUUACGGUUAUGGCGGGGCCCGUGAGGUGCAUAUUUAUGAUCAUCGGGAUCAUGGUAAAGACACAGCGGAAAAUAUUGCUAUCCAACAAGCAAUUGGAGUUCCAGUUGCCAAUGUUUCCUAUGUGGCCAAUACACCAACUGCAACACCUUUAGCACCAUACCCAGUUACCGGAUCAAAUGUUCCAAUUGAAACUCCUGCUGAAACAGUAGAAGAAAUGACCCUUCCUCCUCUUCCUACUGACAAUGUACCAAAGAUAUAUUAUGGAUAUGGCUUUGCUUACGGAUAUGGCGAAUAUUCUGUAGACUCUGAUUCUUCCUCAGUAUCAUCGUCAAGUUCAAGUGAAGAGGAAAAAACGGAAGGUAGUUCCCCGCAAAAAGAAUCUACAUCUUUCUCAGUUUCUGAGGAAAAUACUGUAGAUUUUACAACGGAGUCUCCUGAUUCAACGAUCAAUGAUGAAUCUCAGGAGGUUUCAUAAGAACUAAAUACUUGACCUUCUUGACAUUAUGAGAUUUUUUUGUACCUUUUAUAGAAGUCUUUCGUUUUUGCCCUCUUUAGAUGUUAAAUGUCACUGAUUGUAUAAAUUUGAAAAAUAAAAUUUUAAUAAAAGUACUCAAACAUCA